Molecule: messenger RNA, 6537 nt
Organism: Coregonus clupeaformis (lake whitefish)
Lineage: Eukaryota; Metazoa; Chordata; Actinopteri; Salmoniformes; Salmonidae
Gene: evpla
Product: envoplakin a
Biological process (GO): intermediate filament cytoskeleton organization; wound healing
Cellular component (GO): cytoplasm; cytoskeleton; membrane
Molecular function (GO): cadherin binding; structural molecule activity
Source: RefSeq, a predicted model, not a curated record
GGUACACUUUCAGUCAGCUUAAUCACAGUGCUGACACCAACAGGGACACAUACUAAAAUACGCACAGGGAGUGUGUGUCUUUUCUGUGAGAGCGAGAGCGGAACAGAGAGUGUAAGGGGACAAGAGAGACUUGAGUUCUGUCCCUGGAGUGGAACUUCCACUCACCAAAAGAUCCAGGAUGUUCAAGAAGAAGGAUAGUAAUACCGUGAAGGUGUCCAGCAAGACCAGCAAGCCCACAACCAACGACUUGGCCUUGGUGAUUGCGCGCAUGCAAAGUAAUUCCGACCAAGUGGAGAAAGAUAUCCUCCGGGCCGAAGAGCUACUUGCUGUGGACGCAGAGAGUUUGAAGAAGAACCUGCCCCUCCAGCACCAGAAAGUGGUGGCAAACAACCUGUCUGAGGCUGAGGGCCUGCAUGACCUCUUCCUGGAUGUGGACAAGGCCAAGAAGUACAAACACCCCCAAGGCAGCGAGAUAGAGAGCGAUGUCAGACACCUCCAUGACCGCUGGCUGAAAGACUGUGCCUUCUACCGGGACAUCUAUGAGCCUGUCAACGAUGUGGAGCUAAUGCCCAGAAUCGACUGGGCUUCAGUGCUCAAUCAGAAACAGAGGGAGGUGAACACAGAAGAGUAUGGGCCCACCAUGGCUGACCUGAAGAAGCAGAUCGCUGCCCACAACAUCCUGCACAAGGAGAUCGAAGCCUACAGCUCCCAGCUCAGCACCAGCUCCACCAGCACCAAGGAGGAGUAUGCUACCAUCAAGAAACAAUACAACAACCUUUUGGACAAUUCAAAAUGGCGGCACCACUACCUGAGCAGUCUGUAUGACUACAUGCAGGGCUGUAACAAGGAGCUGGCCUAUCUAGGAGACGAACAGGACAAGAUCCUGAAACAGGACUGGAGCGACCACAUGUUGGACCCUCCGGAUGUCCGCAGACAGUAUGAGAACUUCAAGAACAACAGCCUGCUGUCCCAUGAAAGCGAAGUGAACAAACUCCAGGAUGACGGAGAUCGACUCAUUGAACUAAAGCACCCGGCCAGCAACACUAUACAGGCUCAGAGAGAUGCUUUGCGGAAUGAAUGGCAGAAGUUCCUUAACCUGUGCAUCUGCCAAGAGACCCAUCUGGAUUACAUUGAGGAUUUCAAGAAGUACCAACUAGAUGUGGAGACACUAUCGGAGUCUCUGAGUGAACUCAACUCUAGCCUGAAGAAAGUGGAAGGCAUAACUGGUAGGAGCGGCUCAGCGAUGACUCUGCAACUGGAGGCAGAGGAGAGCACGGUGCAACGUAACGAGCAGCUCCUGGCUGACCUGAGGAAGAGGAGCACCACCAUCGCCCCCCUCAAGCUGCGCCGCUACCCGCCCACCAGGUCCACCACCGUGGAGUCCCUCUGUGACUGGAAGACUGAGAAGGCUGAACUCACUCGAGGGGACAAGUUCACCCUCAAGUCGAAUUCAGACGUUGAGAACUGGGACGUAUUGAACAGCAGUGGGGCAACCAAAAGCUUUCCAGGGGUCUGCUUCCUGAUCCCACCACCUGACCCAGAGGCCAUUGCCACCGUAGACCUACAUGGUGAUGUGCUUGACGACAUCAAGAAGAGGAGGGCUGUUUAUUUAGGCACAAUGAAGGACAAGAUCCGUUGUGUCGAAGAGAGACCUGUAUACACAGCCCCUCCAUCCAACCCUAAAGCUAAAGCCGUGGCCGGUCAGCUGGAUAAGCUGGAUGAGGACCUGGUCAAAGCCAAGCAGGGCAUGCUGAGCCGUCUGAGGGCCCCGCUGGACCGCAGUGACCCCACCACCGACCUGGCCAAGAGGCUGAAGGAGCAAGAGAAAGCCGCAGAUGCUCUGGCGGCUAUGGAGCAGCCGAAGUUGGAGAAGGACGCCUCCAGAGGCCUUGCAGCCAAACUUCAAGCUGCCAAGGACAAGCAAGAUGGCAUCGCAGCCCUGGCCGACCUACUUAACAAGAAGGCUAAUGCAUCUCUGAACCUGGAGAAGCAGAUCAAGAAAGUGGACGGCAUCGUCUCUGGCUUUGAGGAAAAGCUGAAUAAGGAUGGCCCUAUCCCAGAUGCCCCCGAUGCUAUUCAGGCCCGCACCCAGGAGAUCCAGAGUCUGCGUAAGGACGGCGGCUCUCAGGAUGAACUGAAGAAGCUGGGCCAGGACCUGGAGACCAGCCAGCAGCUGUGUAGUUCCCUGCAGCAGGGCUACCAGGAGUACUGCCCAGACAUCCAUCGCCAGGGGACCCAGGUCAAACAACUACAGAACCGCUACUCUAACGUCAACAACCAGCUGAAGGAAAGAGAGGGCCUCUUGCAAGAGGCUGCAGGCAAGAACCAGGAAUUCCAGAACACAAGCAAAUCUCUGAACUACUUCCUGAAAAAUCUGCCCGACAACCAGAUCAGCCCCAGCGAUGACCUAUCACAGGUCAACUCCAAGCAGACCUCCCAGAAGAGGGUGGUGGAUGACAUCAAGAGGAAGGGAGACGACCUGGACAGAGUGGUUGACCUUUCCCAAGAUUUGCAGAAUAUCCUCAAUGAUUAUGAGGUCAACACUGACAAAUACAGCAGCACCCUUGAUAAUGUGGGAGCCAAAGAUGCCAAAAAACCUCACACCUCCACCCUUGCUGAUACUGUGCAGAACCAGGAAAAGGCUUUGGUGAACCACUAUGCUAAAACGUCAGCUGAGAAUGACCAGCUGCUCAGUCAGAUGGGCUUUGCUAAGAACCUCAUCGCUCAGAAACAUGAGAAACAAUCCAUAGAACCAACCAUAAAACCAACCAUAAACAUAAAGAGCCUGCAGCAAGAGUUGAGUGCGGAGCACGAUAGACGCAGCCGUGCUGAGACUGACGUGGAAACAUUCAAGACCAGGAUGCUAUCUCUGAAGAGCCGUAAAGGGAUGUAUCGAGUUGAGGAGAAGGAGGUGCUCGAGUACUACCGCGACCCUAAACUGGAAACCGACCUAAAAGAUCUGGAGGACCAAAUCCACAAAGAGGCCUUGAAGCGCAGCCGUACCCAGGGUGAGAUCGAGGGUGUGAAAAGCAAAAUCGCCACUGUUGGGGGCGACCUUAAGUGCAUCAAGCCCAAACUGGUGACUAGAGAGGUGACUGAGUUUGAGAGAGAUCCUCAGUUGGAUGUAGAAGCCUCCAAGUUAAAAGAUGAGAUCGGCAAGAUAAAGGAUGAGGUUCGAGUAAAAGAGGGAGAAGUCAUUCAACAGAAGACAGAGGUCACCAUUCUGAAUGCUACAAGACCCAACAUCAGGGAGAAGGUUAUGAAAAAGGAGGUGAUUCGAUUGGAGAAGGAUCCAGAGAUGCUCAAGGCUGUUAAAACGUUUGAGAAGGAAAUCACAGAUGAAGGCAACAAGAGCAAGACUCUGAAUGACGAGAUCUUCCAAACGAGGAGCCAGAUCAAUGCAUUGGAGAGGAUCAUUCCCACCAUUCAGCCCAAGGUGGUCACCAGGGAGGUGAAGAAAGUCGAACAGGACCCUGAGCUCAUCAAUGAAUCCAAGAGGAUUCGAUCAGGCCUAGAGGAAGAGAAAAUUGAGACAGACUCUCUGGAGGAGGUCUCUCAGCUCAAAAGUCGCUAUACCGAGGUGGGGCAGUGGAAGCCAAUCGAGCUCAAGGAAAUCGUCAAUGAGAUCUACCGCAUAGAUCCACAAACAGAGUUGGAGAUAAUGCGUCUGAAGAAAGAUGUUCAAGACUUGAACAAGCAGCGUUCUGACUUACAGGAUCAGAUCACUCUGGUCAUGGUCGAUCUGGAAGCCCUGCGUUCCAAGAAGCCAAAGGUGGAGCUGAAGGAAGUAAUCCAAGACGUGGUGAAAGAGGAGAGGAGCCCUGAGAACGAAAGAGAGAUACAGAGGCUCAAUGAUCAGGUGAACCAUCUGCACCGUACUUACAAUAAUGUAGAGGACCAGAUUAACCUCCUGAGAAAAGAGAGGGACGAGUGGAAAGCAGAAAAAUCCAAGGUGGAGACAAAGCUUAUGACCAAAGAUGUCUUCAAGUAUGAGGAUGAUCCGCUCUUGGAGAAGGAGGCAGAUCGGCUGAGGAAGGAGGUACGCGAAGAGCAACAGCGUCGCCGUACCACUGAGGAGAUGGUGUUCGACCUGCAAAACAAGUACAUCCUGCUGGAGAGACAAAAGCCAGAGGAGAAGGUGGUGGUGCAGGAGGUGGUGCGUCUACAGAAGGACCCCAAGCAGAUAGUUGAGCAUGAUAAGCUUGGCAGGAGCCUGGAUGAGGAGGUUAAGUCUCGCCGGCAGCUAGAGCUUGAGAUGCAAAAACUUAAAACCUUAGUGGAGGAGAAGGAGAGCAUCCUAAAGCAGAGUGACGAACAUCAGAAGAAGAUUAAAGUGGAGUCUGAACUGAAACAGAUCAAACUGCGCAUCAAAGAGCUGGAGAAUGCCCCACCGCCCGUCGAGGAGAGUAUCGUUGUCGAGGAAGUCCUGAAAGUUGAGAGAGACCCCAAACUGGAGAGGAUGACCAACAGUCUUCGCUCAGACAUGGACAAGGAAACCAAUGAUGUCCUGCAUAUUCAGAGAAACAUCAGGAAUACCAAUGUCAAGCUUGAGCUCCUUCAGCGAGAGAAGGCCAUAGAGAAGACGGUGUACAAAGAGGUGAUCCGGGUGGAGAAAGACCAGGCUGUAGAAGCAGAGAGAUACCGCCUGAAGGGCCUGGUGUCUCAGGAGAAACAUGCCAGGCAGGACCUGGAGGAAAAAAUCAAACAACUCUCUGACAAACUCAACCGACUGAAUGGCACUCAGUCAAGCACUUCUCGGGAAGAGACAAGUCUCAUUCUGGCCAGGGACACCUUGCAGAGGGAGAAAGACAACCUCACCCGGGAGCUGAAGAAGUUGGAGUCUGAGAGGCAGGACAUCAGCUUAUCGUUCCAGCAGCAAACCAAGCUGAUGAGCGAGAGAAGCCAGAUCAACAGGCAAAAGAGCGUCAAGAUGGAGUCUGACGUGCAGCGCCUGGAAAGGGAGAUACUGGACGAGAAAGACACCAUCCACCAGAAAGACAACACCAUCAGGGAACUCCAGAGGGACAAGGAGAAGGAAGACCAUACAGAGACCCAAAAGGAGACCAACGUCUCCACUAAAAUCACCAUCUUGGACCCUGAUACCGGCAAAGAACUAUCGCCAUAUGAAGCCUACCUGCAGGGACUGAUCGACCGUACCCAGUACAUGCAUCUGCAAGAGCUGGAGUGCGAUUGGGAGGAAAUUACUUACGGACCUGAUGGGGAGACCUCUGUGCUGCAGGAUCGCAAGAGCGGCAAGCAGUACUCCAUCAAAAAUGCCUUGAGAGACGGCAAACUGACCCAGUAUGAUCUGCAAAAAUACAAGGGUGGGAAAAUGCCCAUUUCAGAGUUUGCCCUGCUUGUCGCAGGUGAAAAAGAAAAACAGCCCAAGUUCAACUCAAUCACAUCAAAGCCAGCAUCCUCGCUAAAGUCGUCCCCUACUAGCAGCGCCCCUGUUCCUGCCCUUGCCCCUAAGGAAAUAUAUCCUAUCGCUGGUGUAAUUGACACAAACACAGACACAUGCUUCUCCAUACGCAGUGCUGUGGCCCGCAAGCUGAUCGAAAGCGGCACGGCACAAAAGCUGUUGGAAGCACAGGCUGCUACUGGGGGCAUCAUUGACAUCAGCAACAAGGAGAGAUACUCAGUCCACAAUGCAGCCGAGAGGGGCCUCAUCGAUUCGAGCCAACUGCAGAGGCUACUCAACGCCCAGAAAGCCUACACUGGCGUGGAGGACCCCAUGACCAGAGAACGCCUGUCGGUGGGAGAGGCCGUCCUGAAAGGUUGGAUGCCCAAAGAAACUGCCCUGCGUUACAUGGAGGUGCAGCACCUGACAGGAGGGCUGGUCAAUCCCAACAACACGGACCGUGUUGGCAUACAGGAGGCCAUUGGAGCCAAGAUGAUUGACAGCACCAUGAUGAGAGAGCUUCUGUCCGAGUACAACUACGCCAAGGAAAUCGUCGACCCCACAACAAACGAUAAAAUCAACUACAAGCAAGCGAUGGCCCGCUGCAAGACAGAUCCUCUGUCUGGCCUGCUGAUGCUACCUGCUUCCUCCAAAGUGUCUGACAGCAGCUACACCCCUACAUACAAUUCUCAUCGAUUCUCUUCUAGAUAAUAGACCUGUUAACAGUGUGCUUGGAGGGUAUUCUUGUCUCUAGGGUGAUUUAUAUGAAGUCAAAUUAUAUUGUAUAAACUUAAAUAUCAAUACUACCCAGAAUGUAUAAUUUCAUUUUGUCUGAAAAUACUGCGUAGCUCACUGUAAGGUCAUAAUUGUUGCUGCUGAGUUGCUUUUGUUUACCAAAUUAGUUUGAAGUGGGCAGAAUCUACUUUAAAAAAGGAAACGUUUUAUGUUAUUUGUUUAUCCUUGAUAUUAUUGUUUUACUAGAGAUGAUGGGACUUGGUGCAAUGUUAUUUACUAAGUUUUGCUUGUUUAUUUCUUAUUAUUCUCAUGUCUUAUUAUUUCCCUGACACUGAUCCUUUUAAAUGCAACCUUGAUACUGUAUCAAGAAAAUAAUUAUUCAUUAAAGAUUAUAUUGUCAA